This is a messenger RNA of Paramecium tetraurelia, 5247 nucleotides long. RefSeq lists its product as uncharacterized. The record is from RefSeq and is a predicted model, not a curated record. Lineage: Eukaryota; Ciliophora; Oligohymenophorea; Peniculida; Parameciidae. The transcript is spliced from 2 exons.
AUGAUAUUACUAGUAUUACUAAUAGCAUAUACAGUAAAUUCUUAACCUUAUGAUACUGUUUGCGGAGUUAAGAAAGCAGCAUAUUACUAAGAAAUAUUAUCAGCAACAGAUGUGAUAGUUGGAUUGGGAACAACACCAGCAGCAACAACAGAUUACAUUUAAUUACAACCUAAAUUGACGAAUGAUCCUACAACGUUCCUUUUUGAUACCUUAGAUACGUUUAUGAUCAACUUGUGGUUCCGACCACCCAUUAAACAUACAAACCUGGCUGAUAGUACUGAACCCACUAAACCUGAACAAGCCAUAUUUAGAAUUUCAAUGGAUACCUCUGAUGAAAGUCUGAUUACUAACCAAGGAGUUCGACUAGGUAUGUAUUAUACAGCAGAUUACACAUAAACAACAUAGUUUUAAAUCAGAUACGCAAAAGCUUCCACUCCAAGUGUUAUGGUGAAUUCCCCUUUUCCAUAUUUGGAGUAGAAAUGGUGUUUCGGAUCAGUUGGACUGUCAUACUCUAAAGGGAAAGUCGUUUAUUACGCCUUUUAACCUGCAUCUCCUAAUGUAAUUGUGAAUCCUCUGCCUAUCACCGAAGCAGUUGGGUUUCACUCCUCAUUGACAUCGUUGGCAGUGAUGUAACUCCUGUAUUGGGGAUCAGCCUAUCAAUAUCAUUAUGGUUAAGUUCGAUCUAUAUCAAUUUUGAAGGACUACAUUGAACUAGAUUAUAAGCAUAAUUGGUUCGGCUUGAUGUUCUUGGAUCCAAGCUAUUCAGUUUCUUUGUUCGCUAGAUUUAGAUUAGAAGAGAUGACAGGUUAAGUAGUGUAUAAUAAAAUUGAUAUGACAAAGUAAGGGUUUUUAGGAACAGAUAAUACGGUUUAAACCAGUGAUCCUACUUGGGGAACAACCAUUGGUUUAUUGUAGUUUGUAUCAACAUAAACAGUAAAAUUGCCAGCAGUAGUAUUCGGGAGUACGAACACAAUAUUUGGAAUAGCUCUUUGGUUUAAAGCAACAGCUGUUUUAUCAGGAGAUGCAGACAAUGUAGAUUUAACUAAAGAUAUGCAAGUGUUUAAAAGGAAUUACCAAGGUACAACAGAAGUGCUUACACUACUAUUUUAUUAAGCAAAUGCAGCUCAACUUGGUACUAAAUUGAAGAUUGGAACUACAAUAUUCCAACCAGCUCUCAUUUUACACAAUACUAAUGUUUGGCAUCAUAUUACUUGUACUAUUUUGUAUCCAGGGUCAUUGACAGAAUAAUCUCAAAUCAUUUAUGAUAUAACUUUAGAGAAAGGUGUCUAUUAAGCACAUCAAACUACUAGUUUAAGUAAUUCCUAUUAAGAAAGUGCAACUGAUACCAUAAUACUAGGAAGUUCUUUGAAUUCUUUCUCUAGUGGAAAUUUGUAGUUAUCAAAUAUCAAUAUUUUCAAUAAAUAUACAGUUUAUGUAGAUGAGGAUGGAACUGAUACAAAUUAUUUGAAUUGCAAUGGUGAUUGUUAGGUUUCUUUGAAUAGUUUCAGUAGUUAAAUUUGUCUAAUAUGCAAAUCUCCUUUAUUGAUGAAUGAAGGUAAUUGUGUCGCAUCUUGUACCGCUGGUGCUAAUGCAUUAUCGAAUACUGCAGGGACAGUAGAUCUUUGUCGAAGUUGUGAUUUUAAAUGCAGUUCUUGUAUUGCUAAUGGUAAUUGCAAUGCCUGCAACACCGGCUAUUUCUUGAUCAUGCCUGCUGCUAACUCAUGUGUGAUUAGUGCUAGUUGUGGAGGUAAUUAUGUUGGUGAUCCUGCGACAUCUGUAUGUACUCGAUGUGGUAAUGGUAAGAGAGAUGCAGGAGAGACUUGUGAUGAAGGUAAUCUGGUUGCUGUUCCAAUUGCAGCUUAAGGGCCAGGAUGUGCUAAUUGUGCUGUUAACUCACCAACAUACAAGUGUUCAGGGGGAACGGCAACCACAAAGGACACUUGUUAUUUAGCUUGUGGUGAUCAUAUUUGGGAUACAGGAGAAAUAUGUGAUGAUGGUAAUAAUGUUGAUGGAGAUGGAUGUUCAGCUGAUUGUGGAACUAUAGAGGAUUUAUAUUAUUGUACACCACUAGCAGGACCUAUAAAUUGUUUUAAGAAUUGCGGAAAUGGGAAACUGGAAUCCAGUGCUCCUGAUCUAGAAUAAUGUGAUAUAGGAAGUGGAACAACAGGUUGUACAAAUUGUAAGGUAGACAUUGGUUAUGAUUGUGAUAAUUCAAAUCCUCCUCCUACACCUACACCUGCAAAUCCUGUUAGUGUUUGCACAAAAUUAUGUGGAAAUGGAAUUAUUAAUGCAGGAGAAGACUGUGAUGAUUCAAAUAACACAUCUUCAGAUGGAUGCUCAGAUUGUGUUACUGAUGUCGGUUGGGUCUGUUCUGGAACACCUAGUGUGUGUAGCAAAACAUGUGGAAAUGGAGUCAGAAAUCAAGGAGAAGAAUGCGAUGAUGGAAACGCUGUGAACAAUGAUGGGUGCAGUAAUUGCAAAAUAGAUACAGAUUAUGUAUGUACUGGUGGUAGUGAUACUACAGCAGAUAAAUGUAAGGCUAUUCCUGAUAUUUGUGGGGAUGGAAUAUAGAAAUCAACUGAGGAAUGUGAUGAUGGUAAUACUUUGAACGGAGAUGGGUGUUCGAAAUAAUGCAAAAUAGAGAUUGGAUAUAGUUGCGUAGGUAACAUUUGCUCAUCCAUAUGUGGUGAUGGAAUCAAGAUUUCAAAUGAGAAGUGCGAUGAUGGGAAUGUGUUGGGUGGAGAUGGAUGCAAUGAAAUGUGCAUAAUAGAGAAUUUAUAUUAAUGUUAAGGUGGAUCAUAAGCAGGGAAAGAUACUUGUAUCCUUAAUUGUGGUGAUGGCAUCAGAGAUAAUACUGAGUAAUGUGAUGAUAAUAAUGUUGAUGAUGGAGAUGGAUGUUCAUAAUAUUGUAAGAUUGAAUCUGGUUAUGGAUGUAUUAAACAAACAUAGUCUCACGACUUAUGUUUCAAAUGUCUGAGCAACUGUGCAAUUUGUACAUCAACUAAUACAUGUGACACUUGUUUAACAAUGUUUUACCAACUAGGCACCUAGUGUUAUCCAGGUUGUCCAUCUGGAUAUUAUCCUGAUAAUAAUGUAUGUUCAGAAUGUGCAUCCAAUUGUUCUUAAUGUCUAAAUUAACAAACUUGUGUACGAUGCAAUUAUGAUCAUUAUUUAUCAAAUGGAAAGUGUUAUUCUCAUUGUCCAAUCGGAUUCUAUGACCAGCCUAAUGCCAUGUUGGGUAAUCAAUGUAUUCCUUGUUAAUCUCCAUGUGCUGAUUGUGAUACAAUGACAUGUUAUGCUUGCAUUGAUAAAUACUAUUUGGAUGAAGAGACUUCUACUUGUUUGCCAUGUAAUAUGGGAGAUUAAUGUCUGAAAUGUGAAAGCCAGGAUGGAGAUUGCCUCUUAUGUUCGGAUGGCUACUAUAGAGAUGGUAGCUCUUGUCAACUCAUACCAUUAUUAUGUGGAGACGGUUUGCAUCAUCCAUAAGAAAGAUGUGAUGAUGGAGAUAUCAAACCUUUGGAUGGAUGCGAUGAAGUUUGCAAGAUAGAAUUAAAUUGGGACUGUAUUCUUUAUGAUCCUUAAGGUCCUGAUGUUUGCUUUUUAAAAGCACCUCCUCAACUUACCGUUGAAUGGAGCAAAGUGUACACCAAUAUUAUCUAUAUUCAUUUUUCAAGACCUAUGAAAGAUGGAAUCGAUUAUAGUGCUCUCACCAGUAUCAUAAUUCCUGAAUUAGAAUCUCUAAAGUUUAAGGAAUUUGAAGAAGUCAAUGAUGAAGGUAUUAUAAUUUAGCAUGACAGAAGUAAUGCAUUCAUUCCUUUUGAGUAUUCUGUUUCCUCAUUCAGAAAUUAGACCAUCCAAAUUACUUUCUAUUAUUAAUUGACUAUACAAGAUCUUAUGGCCAAUAUUACCUUCAAUAAUGCAUCAUUAAUAUAGGACAUCUUUGAUUGGUCUUUAGUCAAUCAAACUUCUCAAGAUAGACGACUAUUAGAAGAAACUAAUAAGAGUGAAUCCUACUUACUGUCAACUUCCUUACCUUAUUAUAUUUAUUAUACUAGCGGAGAAAAGGAACUUUCAAUUGCUGUUGCAUAUAUUUUAUUUGUUGUUUGCAUUUUUGGUUUGCUUUCAGGAUUUUACUAUUACUAUAGGAUAGGAGAAGGCAGAAUUAGAAAAACCAUUGAAUUCGUUUAAAUGAUCAGUAUGUUGAGAUAUAUCAAUAUCAGAAUGGGAUACAACACAGAAUAGAUAUUCACAGUUUUGGAUUACUUUAAUCUUACUUUCAUGCCUAACUUUUUUGAUCUAAUUUAAAAUGAUUGCAGUCAAUUUGAUGCUCCUCCGAAAUUUCAAUAUUAUGAAUACAAUACUUAAAUGCUUUCUGAAGGAGGUGGUCGAUUCUUGACUGUUUUUGCAGGUUUGCUUGUAUUGCUUGGGAUAAAUGAACUCUUUUAUAGGUUUGUACCAGAUCCAGAUAUUGAAUAUUAUGCUGAGUAAGUCCAUAAAUAUUUCAGAUGUUAAGGGUUGACUAUAUUUGUGGAAAUAUUUUUCAUGGAUCUCGUAUUGAGUAUUGUCUUAAAUUUAUUCUAUCCUGACUUUUCAAAUGGUUAUGGAAUUAUUAAUUUUUUGAUGUCAAUUUUAUUUGCAAUCCUAAUUUUAGUAGCCAUUGUAUUAAUUAUUUUUAAAUUGAUAAGAAAUCCCCAUAUAAUAAGAGUAAAAUAGGUUUAUGAUUACUUUGGAGAAUUUUUUGAUGGAUUACUCUUUACUACACCUUAUACUAAAUUUUUCGCACUUGUGCCUUACUUAUAAAAGAUUAUGAUAGCUAUCUCCUUAGUAGCUUUGACAGUGUACCCAUAAAUUGGUAUUUUAGUAUUAGUGAGACUGGGAUUCUAUUCACUAUCUGCCAAUGUUAUUCCUAUCUACUAUAUUGAAUUGUUCAUUAGGGAGGUUGCCUAUGAUGUAAGUAUGACCCUGAUUACUUUGGUUAUUUUGGCAUUUAAUGAUGAUUCAAGCAGCAAGCAAUAGAAAAUUGAUGUUGGAUGGGGAAUUUCAUCGAUCAUUGUAUUUACUAUUGGAUUACAAAUAUUCUUUGUGAAAUAUGCCAUUUCUAUAAUUGACAGAAUGAUUCCUCCGAUAAUGCCUGAUCAUGAAGAAAUAGUUCAAUAAGAAAUAGAUUAAGGCAAUAAAGAUAUUCACAUUUUACAAUAGGCUGUUGAAAUGGAGAAGAUGGAGAAUGAUUUUUUUAAUAAUAAAUGA